ACGUCCGUGUCAUGGCGCCGCGGCGUCCCGCCGAGCUGUACCGGGCGCCGUUCCCGCUCUACACCGUCCGCCUGCACCCGCGGCGGCCGCUCGCCAUCACCGCCGGCGGCGGAGGCGCCGCCAAGACCGGCAUCCGCAAUGGCGUGCACUUCCUGCAGCUGGAGCAGAUCGGCGGGCAGCUCAGCGCCUCGCUGCUGCACUGCCACGACACCGAGACCCGCGCCACCAUGACCAUGGCGCUGGCCGGGGACGUCAUUGCCGCCGGGCAGGACAACAGCUGCCACAUCCUGCGCUUCAGCCUGCAGGAGCCCGAGGCUCCGGGCACCGCCGGGAAGGACGAUGCUAUGGCCAGAGUGGCCUGGCCCUGCCCAGUGCCCACACCAGCUGUGCCCCUGCAGUUCCCCAGCAUGAAGAAGACGCUGGAGUUCAGAGCCCAUGACGGGGAAAUUGAGGACAUCGCACUGGGCCCUGACAACAAGGUGGUGACGGCGGGGAGGGACUUCCAGUGCUGCGUGUGGCAGCAGGACCAGCUGGUGACAGGGCUGCGCUGGCACGAGAACCUGCCUGGCAUCCCUGACAAGGCCUAUCGCUACCAGGCCUGCCGGUUCGGGGCGGUGGAGGGCAGCGCCGGGGCUCUGCGGCUCUACACCGUGCAGGUGCCCCACAAGCGCGAGCGCCGCCCCCCGCCCUGCUACCUGACCAAGUGGGAUGGGAAGAGCUUCCUGCCUCUGCUGACGCGGCCCUGCGGCUCCGAGGUGGUCUCCUGCCUCUCCAUCAGUGAUUCGGGCACCUUCCUGGGGCUGGGCACAGUGACGGGCUCCGUGGCCAUCCACAUUGCCUUCUCACUGCAGAGGCUGUACUACGUGAAGGAGGCCCACGGCAUCGUGGUGACAGACGUGGCCUUCGUCCCCGAGAGCCGGCCCGGGCGGGAGCUGCUGGGGGGCCACGAGGCCGCCCUGCUCAGCGUGGCCGUGGACAGCCGCUGCAAGCUGCACCUGCUGCCCACCCGCCGCUCCCUCCCUGUCUGGCUGCUGCUGCUGCUCUGUGCCGGCCUCAUCGUGGCCACCAUCUUGCUGCUGCAGCUCGCCUUCCCAGGCUUCCUGUAGCCCCCGGAGGGUCCCCCUGGCACCAGGAGCGACCCCCCCAGCCUCCUCCUACCCCACACAGACUGUGAAGGACACGAGGGACCAGCCCUGGCCCCGCUGUCCCCGCUGGCGCUCGGGGAGCAGGCGCGGGUCCAGGGAGCCCGCAGGGCCCGUCCCUGUGGGGCUGUGCUGGCAGCAGUGCAGGGCUGGCCCGGGACAGGGCCGUCUCCUGCCCCAGGACAAGGGGGUCCUGCUGGCCCCUGCCCUGCUGCUGCCAUUAAACU
Onychostruthus taczanowskii (white-rumped snowfinch) is the source of this 1369-nucleotide messenger RNA. RefSeq names its product prolactin regulatory element binding (gene PREB). The record is from RefSeq and is a predicted model, not a curated record. Lineage: Eukaryota; Metazoa; Chordata; Aves; Passeriformes; Passeridae. Gene Ontology annotation, molecular function: GTPase activator activity; protein binding; guanyl-nucleotide exchange factor activity. Bases 12 to 1106 code for a protein of 364 amino acids. The transcript has 9 exons. Gene Ontology annotation, biological process: protein secretion. Gene Ontology annotation, cellular component: endoplasmic reticulum membrane.